Molecule: messenger RNA, 1384 nt
Organism: Arabidopsis arenosa
Lineage: Eukaryota; Viridiplantae; Streptophyta; Magnoliopsida; Brassicales; Brassicaceae
Source: the annotation of a GenBank genome assembly
UAGUCAUCCAAAAACAAAAUCUAAAUAGAGAGAAAGAACUAAGAAAUGGCAACCCUUAAGUGCAUUGACUGGCAGUUCAGCGGAAGCGAGGCGGCCAAAGAAGCUGCCGGGGCCAGCUUAGGCACCUAUACCUCUGCACUCUAUGCUAUGUGCGAUCCUAAUGGCAAACCCAUUUUGCCCCCACGAAAUGAGAUCCUGGAGACCAGCAAUACAGCCGAAAAAGCAGUUGUUAAAGCCGUUCUUUAUGGCUCGGGAAACGCCUAUGCUCCUAGCGUUGGCCUCGCGGCCGCAAAGCGUGCCGUAGCAGAGUAUCUAAACCAAGGUCUUCCAAAGAAGCUUACAGCAGAUGACGUGUUUAUGACUCUUGGAUGCAAACAAGCCAUUGAGCUCGCGGUAGACAUUCUGGCUAAACCGAAAGCCAACGUUUUGCUUCCGAGUCCUGGCUUCCCAUGGGACUUAGUCCGCUCCAUCUACAGGAACCUUGAGGUCCGCCACUAUGAUUUCCUUCCCCAAAAGAACUUUGAGAUCGACUUUGAUAGCGUCCGAGCGCUCGUGGACGAGAACACGUUUGCGAUAUUUAUAAUCAACCCCCACAAUCCCAAUGGGAACACCUACUCUGAGGCUCAUCUCAAACAACUCGCUGAAUUGGCUAAGGAACUCAAGAUUAUGGUGGUUUCUGACGAGGUUUUUAGAUGGACACUCUUUGGGAGUAACCCUUUUGUUCCGAUGGGAAAAUUCUCGUCGAUAGUACCAGUGGUUACACUUGGAUCCAUAUCAAAGGGAUGGAAAGUCCCAGGAUGGCGAACUGGUUGGCUCGCGCUACAUGAUCUAGAUGGUGUCUUCAGAAACACCAAGGUCUUACAAGCUGCACAAGAAUAUCUCCAGAUAAACAAUAAUCCUCCGACGGUUAUCCAGGCGGCUAUUCCUGACAUCUUGGAGAAAACUCCUAAAGACUUCUUCAAUAAGAGGCAAAGUUUUCUGAGAGACAAAGUAGAAUUUGGUUAUUCUAAGCUCAAGCACAUACCUAGCCUCACUUGCUACAUGAAACCUGAAGCCUGCACCUUCUUAUGGACCGAGCUUGAUUUAUCGAGCUUUGUAGACAUCGAAGAUGAUCAAGACUUUUGCAAUAAGCUUGCUAUAGAAGAAAACCUCGUUGUUUUACCAGGGAUUGCAUUUAGUCAGAAGAAUUGGUUGAGGCAUUCUAUCGAUAUGGAGACUCCAGUAUUGGAGGAUGCAAUGGAAAGAUUGAAGAGCUUCUGUGAUCGCCAUUCCAUUAAAAAAGCUCCACUCAAAGACGUCAAUGGUGUCAACUAAAGGGUCAAUACGGAUCUUUGUCUAAGUCUUUUACGUAUGCUAUAAUAUUAAAUAAACGAGUGUUUAUUGC